CCGAGCAGGAGGGGCGCCACGGCGGGCGGCCCGCGCGGCCCCGGAGCCAUGGGCAAGUGCAGCGGGCGCUGCACGCUCGUCGCCUUCUGCUGCCUGCAGCUGGUGGCUGCACUGCAGCGGCAGAUCUUUGACUUCCUGGGCUACCAGUGGGCUCCCAUCCUGGCCAACUUCCUGCAUAUCAUGGCAGUUAUCCUGGGCAUCUUUGGCACUGUGCAGUACCGCUCCCGGUAUCUCAUCCUGUAUGCAGCCUGGCUGGUGCUCUGGGUUGGCUGGAAUGCAUUUAUCAUCUGCUUCUACCUGGAGGUUGGACAGCUGUCCCAGGACCGGGACUUCAUCAUGACCUUCAAUACAUCGCUGCACCGCUCCUGGUGGAUGGAGAACGGACCCGGCUGCCUGGUGACCCCCGUUCUGAACUCCCGCCUGGCCCUGGAGGACCAUCAUGUCAUCUCUGUCACCGGCUGCCUGCUGGACUAUCCCUACAUCGAAGCCCUCAGCAGUGCCCUGCAGAUCUUCCUGGCACUGUUCGGCUUUGUGUUCGCCUGCUACGUGAGCAAAGUGUUCCUGGAGGAGGAGGACAGCUUUGAUUUCAUUGGUGGCUUUGACUCCUACGGAUACCAGGCGCCACAGAAGACGUCGCAUUUACAGCUGCAGCCUCUGUACACGUCUGGGUAGCUUCCGACCCGCGCCCACUCCGGCACCCCGCCCUUGGAGGCAGGACUGACAGUGACUGCGGGGAGCUCCGGCCAAGAUGGGCAAGCUCGCCCCCUGGCGUCUUGUGGACCGAUUGCAGCCUGCGCGGCCUCAGCCGCUGAGCAGUGGAAGGAGCAGAAUGGACUUGGCCCUACACAACCCGGACUUCUGGGGCCGGACCGGGGGAGGGCAUCGCGGGGUUUGUAUUUUUUUUUUAUCUCAGCCUUGGCAUAUGCCAGGGCCUUCUUCCCUUCUCCAGUCUACCCCUUUCACCCUUCACCCAACAUCUUGCCCUUGUCCAGAGAAAAACAGCAGGGCAGACAGACUCACCCCAUCUCUUCACUCAUUCACCAGCCUUGGUGAAAGCUACUGUGAACUAGGAGCAGGAGUCCUGGGUUCCAAUCGCAGCUCUGUCACUGACACCUGGUGUGAUAUGUGGCAAAGCCCUUGCCCUCUCUGGGCCUUCGUUUCCCCACUCCAAGUAAUUAAAAUAAUCCUUUAGCAGAUGGACUCUUCUAGGCUUCUCCUUUGACUCUCAAUCCCCUGGGCUAGGCUGGGAUUGUAAUCCCUACUUUCAGAUGUGGAAACUAAGGCCCAGAGAUGUAAAGUGAUUUGCUUGAAGCCACACAGGUAAACUUGCGGUGGAGACAGGCCUUGAACACUGUGUACUUUGUCAUUUCAGACUCCAAAGCCCAGUGCCUCCCUCUGGGUUCCAUUUGCAAGCCCCCUUCCACCCUGGGCACUGUGCCACACACACACCACCACCCCCCCAUGCCAGCACCUCUCUUAAAGCAAUACACCCAUUCGUUCUCUCGUUGGGAACCGGAUGGGCAGAGCCCAAAGCCCUGAAUUCAUUCUAACACCCAGUGAAGCCUUCCUAGACUUAGCCUCCAUCCACCCUUGGCAAACCUUCAAAGCCCCCUUCUCCAGGGAAAUGGGGCUGCAAGUCCCGCUAUGCCCUUCCAGGUCCUUGAGACCAGGUCUACUGCACCCAGGAUCCCGUUCCCUCCUCUCCCGGCAACCCUGCCAACCUCUGAUGGCUCCAUCCACAUCACCACUGUGGUUCCAGAGGGGAGUGUGGUGCAUGCCUGUGAUUCUAGCACUUGGGAGGCUGAGGCAGGGACAUCACCAUAAGUUCAAGGCCAGCCUGGGCUGCAUAGUGAAACCCUGUCUCAAAAAAACAAACAAAAUGCCCAGAAGGAAUUCUGAAGGGGCAGAAUGAGGGCAUGGAUAAUAGAGGUGUAUCAGAAGGACCAGCACUCCAAUCUUCCUGAGGGGAAAUAAAGGUGAGAGCACUUCUUCACCACCUCCCUGCACAGGCACCCCUGGGGAUCCUGUAACCUAGCACUGCCUGAUUCGUCCACAGAGGAGAAGGUCAGGGUGAGCACCCAGGUCUGUGCAAUGGGAGCAGCCCAGGGUUAUGAAGGAAGAUGGGAGACACAGGGAAGGCGGAGGGAAACCCAGACGGGACGGUCUGCACACCUGAGCCUGUUUGUGGUGACCGUGGCCCUUCUCCUCACCCGAUCUUGAUCUAGAAUGGCAACCCCACCCCACCACCCCAUCUGUAGUGCGGUGUGACUUUGGCCACCGCGGGCACUAAGGCACCAACCGGUCAGCCUAACCAGUGCUGAGUACAGCUCAAGAGGGGUCAGUUUUCAUGGAGCUGGGCCAAGCCCCUGGUACUGGUCCAGCUCCUGCCUGCAGCCCUCACCCCUCCCAUCCUCAUUCUCCAGGCCUCUUCCUACUCAACGGGUAACCCACUGGUGCUCUGGAGCUGUUUGUUUUUAUAAACUGGUUUUCUCCAGGAGACCAGGUUCUCUUCUCACUGGAACCUUGCUAGGCCAGGAGUGUUCCUCUGGCUUCUGUGCAAGUGAGUUGAUUAAAGACGGUGUUUUCUUUUCUGUC
Messenger RNA from Heterocephalus glaber (naked mole-rat), 2595 nucleotides. It is a transcript of the gene Nkain1, whose product is annotated as sodium/potassium transporting ATPase interacting 1. The record is from RefSeq and is a predicted model, not a curated record. Lineage: Eukaryota; Metazoa; Chordata; Mammalia; Rodentia; Bathyergidae. Gene Ontology annotation, biological process: regulation of sodium ion transport.